Messenger RNA from Mauremys reevesii (Reeves's turtle), 2574 nucleotides. RefSeq names its product zinc finger protein 135-like. Gene Ontology annotation, molecular function: RNA polymerase II cis-regulatory region sequence-specific DNA binding; DNA-binding transcription factor activity, RNA polymerase II-specific. Lineage: Eukaryota; Metazoa; Chordata; Testudines; Geoemydidae. Gene Ontology annotation, biological process: regulation of cytokine production; negative regulation of transcription by RNA polymerase II; regulation of immune system process. The record is from RefSeq and is a predicted model, not a curated record. The transcript has 3 exons. The coding region runs from base 217 to 1743 and encodes 508 amino acids.
CGGGAGGGAAACAGCCGCAGAGGGAGGAAAUCGCUGUGGGGCCGCAGGGCCGGGGGAUCUGAGCUGCCCUGUGCCUGGGACCAGAGGGAUCCCCCCUCCCAGCCAGCUGGUCCUAUAGGAGAUAUAACCGCCCCCGCCCCUUGUCUCUCUGCUUGUCCCCUGGGCAGCGCUAGAGACGUCUCCGUUCCAGCCCCUGCUGCGCUUGGAGCUCGGGGCAUGUCUACACGACAGGGGCGCAGGGAGGGCGCUGUGCUGGGCUGGAUUUCCACCCCCCAGACCGGCCGUGAGUCCCAGAUGGAGCCAGAGGUAGAGCCGGGCACACUGGAUCCCCAGCGCUCCAGCGGCAGCCGCGUCCCUACAGGCACUUCUGCAGCUGGCGACGAGGCACAGAGCGGGGACAAGGAGGGGAGUCCUGGCCCGGAGGACGGGGCGCUGUCAGGCGGGUCCGAGUGGGAGUUGUCCCCCAGCCCCGACCAGGAGUGGCCGCCGAUGACGCUCCCCACUGCCAACUCAGGGAAACCCUACAACUGUGCUGAUUGCGGCAAAGCCUUCACCUGGCCCUCGCACCUGGUGCAGCACCGGCGCAUGCACACGGGUGAGCGCCCUUACCGCUGUGCCGACUGCGGCAAAGGCUUCGCCGACAGCUCGUCCCUAGUUAAGCACGGCCGGACCCACACGGGAGAGCGCCCCUACACCUGCCCCCAGUGUGGCAAAGGCUUUGUGGACAGCUCGUCGCUCACCAAACAUGCCCGGACCCACACAGGCGAGCGUCCCUACUGCUGUCCCAGCUGUGGGCGCGGCUUCGCCGACAGCUCUCGGUUGGCCCAGCACCGACGCACCCAUGCUGGGGAGCGACCUUACUGCUGCCCCGACUGUGGGAGGGCAUUUGGCCGUCGGGCACACCUGAUCGAGCACCGGUACACCCACACUGGCGAGAAACCCCACCGCUGCCACCAGUGUGGCAAAGGGUUCAGCCAGAGCUCCAACCUGACGCAGCACCAGAAGACCCACCUGGCAGAGAAGCCUUUCAUUUGUCCACAGUGCGGGAAGGGGUUCUGUCUGCGCUCCCAGUUGGCCAAGCACCAGCGGCUGCAUAGCCCUGACAACCCCCACCGCUGUCCCCAGUGCCACAAGGGCUUUGUGGACCGCUCACCGCUCCUCAAGCACCUGAGGAUCCACACCGGGGAGCGGCCCUUCCGGUGCACUGAGUGUGGGAAGACUUUCAGCAUGAGUUCACACCUCACACAGCACCAGCGAGUCCACACCGGUGAGAAACCCCACCACUGCCACCAGUGCGGCAAGGCAUUUGCCCAGAGCUCCAACCUGACGCAGCACCUGCGCACCCAUACUGGGGAGCGCCCAUACAAGUGCCCCAAAUGUGGCCGGGCCUUCAGUGAUAGCUCCAGCUUCUUGAGGCACCAGCGGCUGCACAGUGGGGAGCGUCCCUACCGCUGCCACCAAUGCGGCAAGGGCUUUGCUGAUGGCAAGGUGCUGCGCAAGCACCAACUGACCCAUAGCGGUGAGCGGCCCUUUGCCUGUGGGCAGUGUGGCCGCGCCUUUGCCCAGAGCUCCAACCUGGUGCAACACCAGGCCAUCCACACCGGGGAGCGGCCCCAUCGCUGCCACCAAUGCGGCAAAGGGUUCUGCUUUCCUUCACAACUGGCGCAGCACCGGAAGCUCCAUGCCACUAUUAUUGUGGUGGACGAUGGUGAUAACGAACUCCCCUCUCCAUCUGCCAACUAAGCCCCUCCAUUCCCCAGCUGCCCUGGGUGGGGAUUGAACCCGGGACUCCUCUGUUGCUUGAAUUACCGGGCGAAGAGGGUGAUACAGACUUGUAAUCCUUUAUCCAGCCACUAGAGGGGGACAGGGAGCAGGUUUAGUGCUAGAGCUGAUCAAAGGACAGAAAGAAAAACAGUUUCACUAAGUCAAUCUGGCUCUGGAACAAGACACUUUUUUUCUUUUAAUUGAAAUUGUUGGUGAUAUUUCCCCCCCAAAAGUCAUGUGACUAUAGGAAAAUCUCAGCUUUUAAAAAAAGUAAUUUUCUGAUCCUCAUAGUUGGGGAGAAAAGCUGAGAAAAUUACUCCAAAUGGCUCAGAAUCGUGUCUAAACAGACCUUUACAUUUAUGAUUUUCAGCAUCUCAUGAUGUUUUUAAGCCAUGACUAUUCUGGAGGCUGGCUCGUGAUUUUUGAAUGCUUAGAGCGGCCAUGCUGCUGGGGUUAAAUUUUGGAGAUAUUUGUGAACCCACUCCAAUCUCAAUGGAGUUGGUGGAAUUUGUUCAUGUGUCUCGCAGUUGUGAAGGGUUUAGGAAUCCAACAGAGGCUGAAUUUAUAGCCAGGAUUCUAAGGCUCGGGUGUAAUUCAUUGACUUAAUGCCUGUUGCCAGGUCUCCCUCUAGUGCACAACCCUGGCUACUACAACAUCCCACUGCUCACUCUCAGCUGGGGGAGUUACCCCUUUAGCUCAGGGUAGCAUGGGAUCAUGUGUUGGGGUUGGGGCUAACGGACGAGAGCUGGUCAGGAAAUGAUUUGUUUGUCCCCAUGAAAUUUUUUUUAAUGAAAACAUGGUUGGGAAAAA